UUGUUUGUCCUCCAGGCAGUCUUUUCCAGAACAAUGAAUGCAUUCCCUGUCCUCUUGGCUACUAUCAGUACCAGACAGGACAUUCCUCCUGUAUCAAGUGUCCUGUGGGCAAAACUACCAACUCCUAUGGGGCAAUCAGCACCGAUCACUGUAUCACAUACUGUCAGAGCAAUGACCAGGGUCUGCAGUGUGAUGAAGAUGGCCAAUAUAGACCUUCCCAGCAAGACUCUGACACUAAGAAAUCCUUCUGUGUCGAUAGCUUUGGAGCAGCACUGGACUGGACUGAAACAGAGGAUCUCCUUACAGACAGCCAGUGCCUAGUGCUCAGAAAAUUUGAGAGAGUUCCUGCCUCCAAUCUGAUUUAUGGAUCAGGAGAAGCUCAAAUCCUUCAGACUCAGUCAUUAGGAGGAAGCACACAAAAUACAGCUUUUCAGUGCAUUUCAGGCUGUGAGAGGGAAGAUGCAUGUGGCUUUGCAGCUGUAACAUCUGCUGGUGCUGAAUUUAUCUGUGAAUUUUACAGUACUGCUGAAGUCAACUUCAAUUGCACCACCUCUGGAUUGGUGCAAGGUGUUUUGGGGAACUCUGCUGCCACUGGCAUCAGUAGCCUCAGCUGCCUCCUUCAUGUCAGGAACCCAGAGGGAGAUGCACUGAUGGUCUAUUUGAAGAGAGGGCAGGAAUUUAACUGGUCUGGACUCAAGCCCUUUGAAAAGACUGGUUUUCAGAACGUGCUUUCCGGCGUCUACCACUCCAUGGUGUUCUCAGCAGCUGCCACACUGCUGACUGAUGCUCAGCUCUUCUGUCGCCAGGCUUGCAGCAGGGACUCCUGCUGUGAUGGCUUCAUCUUGAGCCAGGUUGCACUUGAUACAGGUACCAUUCUGUGUAGUUUGCUGAGCUCCCCAGAUGUGCUGAUCUGCAAUGAAAAAGGUUGGAGUCCCACACCAACCUCCAUCACAGGUCAGAUGUGUAACGGUGUGAGCUAUAACGAAAAGGAGAAGACAUUUUCCUUCACCCUGGGAGGUCAAGUGUUCAGUGGAACUUCUCCAUUGGUGGAAGAGGCAGAAAGAAAUUUUACUACCUUUCAGCAAGUUUACCUGUGGAGAGACUCCAAUAAGAUCACCCAGACUAAAACCUCUGCAUGUGAUACUGCUGCUUUGAAGACAGAGAAUGAUCUAACAUUAUCAGAUUCUACAAAGGAUCUUUUCUACCUGAUGGACAACAGCAGGAUACAAAGUGACCAGAACUCUUCUCUCCCUUACCAGCAGUAUUGGGUCUUCAAGCAGAAGUACUCAGCUGAGGAAGCUGUGCUUUGGUGUCUCACACGCUGUGCCCAAGAAGAAGAGUUUUGUCGAAUGGCAGAUCUUCAGAACACCACAGACAAGUACUUUGUGUGCACCCUCUAUCCAGAGGCACAGAUUUGUGACAGCAGCAUGGAUCAAACACCAGAAAACUGUCCAACCGUGUUACCCUGGCAGCCACAGACACUCUAUCAUAAAAUAGUCACUCUUAAAAGUUCUGUGAAGAGCUUCUACACACGUGUACCAUUCCAGAAGGUAACAGGAAUCUCAGUGAGGAAUAAGACUGACCUAAGCAGAAAAGCUGUUUCAGAUGGGUUUUUUGAGUGUGAGCGUUGGUGUGACACUGACCCUUGUUGCACAGGCUUUGGCUUUUUUAAUGACUCCCAGCUAUCAGGUGGAAAGAUCAUGUGCAUGACUUUGAACAGCCUUGGAAUCCAGACGUGUGCUGAGGAAACAAGAAGUUCUUGGCAAGUUUCAGAUUGUAAUUCACCAGAUGCUGAAGUCAGAAUACACCCAUUUGGCUGGUACCAAAAGCCUGCUGACUUGAAGAGCACCAUGCCUAACCUGUGUCCACCUGUUAGUUUGCCUCUCAGGCCAGAAAGUGAGUAUUUGGAUGCAUGGCAACCCCUAAAUGUGUCCUCUGUUCUCAUGGAUUCAUCCAUCUCAAACUUUGAAGUUGUGCAAGUUAGUAGAGAUAUAUCCAAUGACUUCUCCACUGCCAGAGACUUUUGUCUUUCUGCUUGUUCAAAGAAUGAAUCAUGUACAGUGGUUACACUGGAAAUCCAGCCUUCAGCAAUAAGAUGCAUACUCUACCCUGACACACAGAUAUGCACCCAUGGACUGCAAGGGCACAGCUGCCAGGUUUUACUCAAAGAACCUGCUACCUAUAUCUAUAGGAGACAAGAUCUAAUCCUGCCCAUUUCUGGAUCAGCUUUAACCCCAUCUGUGUUCAUCCCAUCCCAUGGAGAUCUGAUGGGCAAAUCCCAGGUGAUCCACAUCGGCUCGGAAUGGAGGAAUAUCAGCCAGUUCCUGGGGAUCCCAUUUGCUGCCCCUCCCCUCGCAGAGAGGCGUUUCAGCCCUCCAGAGCCUUUUGCUUGGGUGGAAACCUGGAAUGCCACUGUGGCUCGGGCAGCGUGUUGGCAGCCAGGAGAUGGAGAGGCCCCACCACAGUCUGUGAGUGAAGACUGCUUGUAUCUGAACAUCUUUGUUCCUGCCACCACUGUCAAAAACAUGGCAGUGUUGCUGUUCUUUCACAAUGGAGGGAGUUACAAUGCUGAGGAGGGAAAGACAACUCUAGAUGGAUCAUACCUAGCUGCCAUUGGUAAUGUCAUUGUCGUGACAGCAAACUACCGGGUCGGUGCCUUUGGCUUCCUUAGCACUGGUUCUGCUGGGGUGAGUGGAAAUGCUGGCCUUUUGGAUCAGUUAGCAGCUUUGAAGUGGGUACAGCAGAACAUUGCCAGCUUCGGAGGAGAUCCCAGAUGGGUUUCUUUAGGAGCUGACCGCAGUGGGGCAGAUCUUACCAGCAUUCACCUGCUCACAGAGACAGCAGAUAUGGGACUUUUCAGGAGGGUGUUGUUGAUGGGAGGCUCAGCUUUCUCUCCAUCAUCCAUUAUCACUACAAGGAGAGCACAGACCCAAGCUGCAGUCCUGGCUGAAGAUGUGGGAUGCCCUUCAUCCACCAGUGAGGAAAUUGUAGCCUGCCUCCACCGAUUGCCUGCUCGUGUCCUGAAUGAUGCACAGACUAAGCUGCUAGCUAUAAGUGGCCCAUUCCAGUACUGGGGUCCAGUGAUGGAUGGGAUUUACCUUCAGGAGCCUCUAGCUAAAGCCCUGCAGCGCCCUCAGCUUCGGAAAAUAGAUCUGCUCAUUGGAAGUGCUCAGCAAGAUGGGCUCAUCAGCAGAGCUAAGGCAAUUAAGAAAUUUGAAGAAAGUCAAGGAAGAGCCAACAGCAAAACUGCCUUUUAUCAGGCUCUGCAAAAUUCCCUAGGAGGGGAAGACUCCAACUCAUUCAUUGAAGAUGCAGCUACGUGGUAUUACUCCCUCGAACACUCAACUGAUGAUUAUUCAUCCUUUUCUAGGGCUCUGGAAAAUGCCACCCGUGACCAGUUUAUCACAUGUCCCAUCAUAAACAUGGCCAACCACUGGGCUGCUGCUUCCAGAGGAAAUGUCUUCAUGUACCAUGUACCUGAGAAUGAAGGCCAUUAUGCUGCAGAACUCUUGCUGGAUGUUCAGUAUGCAUUUGGUCUGCCAUUCUACCCAAAGUAUGAAGAACAAUUUACUCUGGAAGAAAAGGGCCUUUCCUUGCAAAUUAUGCAGUAUAUCUCCAAUUUUCUAAACUCUGGAAAUCCAAACUACCCUCAUAGUUUCUCGAGAAGAAUGACAGGGGUGAUGCCUGCCUGGCCCAUGUAUCUGCCAAGUGAUGAUGGUGAUAACUACAAGGAGUUCACUGUUACCUUGCCGACUCUUAAAGGAUUGAAAAAAGCAGACUGUUCCUUUUGGUCUGAUUAUAUCAGAAGGCUGAAAGCAUCCACAGGAAGUGCAAGUGGUGGAGAGCCAUCUUCAGAAAACAGCCCUAGUGAAGCUCCCAGUGAAGGACUUGCCUCCCCAGAGAGACAGCCCCUGGGAGAUGAGGUGGCUUACAG
Messenger RNA from Acanthisitta chloris (rifleman), 3934 nucleotides. RefSeq names its product thyroglobulin-like. Gene Ontology annotation, biological process: thyroid hormone generation. The record is from RefSeq and is a predicted model, not a curated record. The transcript is spliced from 29 exons. NCBI's taxonomy places the organism in Eukaryota, Metazoa, Chordata, Aves, Passeriformes, Acanthisittidae. The annotation marks the transcript as partial.